Messenger RNA from Ostertagia ostertagi, 1245 nucleotides. Lineage: Eukaryota; Metazoa; Nematoda; Chromadorea; Rhabditida; Trichostrongylidae. The record is from the annotation of a GenBank genome assembly.
AUGCAUCGUGCUGGAGAUGUUCUGUCUUCACGUGGGCUAUCGGUCCUCUAUUCGACAACAAAUGGUACACAAGUGCUCGCUAUCACACUGGCCAUCAAAAUUACCAAGUACUACCAUCUUCCCACGCAAGAGUAUGAAAUCACUUUUCGGCAAACUGAAACACAAACUGAACGCACUGAAACUCGAACUGUUCAAACACAGGUACAUCGACGUCACUCGACAACCGCCUCAAACACAGAACUUCAUUUGCUGUCGGUCUCCGAACUUGAAGAUACGGUAGCUGCUGUUGUCUCUAAGUAUUUGCAGCAUCCUGUGCCACCAGCCCAACCUGAGCCAAUGCCAAUUGCUAAGCCAUCGCGUCCUGCCCCUGACGAGGCAAAAGAAGCAGGGAAGCGUCUGAAUGGAACACUGGGAAAGAAUCUCGUGCCCCGCCUACAGAAACUGCGAGUGCUCGACCGAAUGAUCGGCGAACGAACAGCACUAGUGGAGCGAUUUGAUGCGGAUUUUGUGAAGCAAGAGAUUGCACGUAAAAGGACGUUCAUCCUGAAGUGUCGAAUGGCUAAGGAGGGCAAGAAGCCUCCCAAAAAGGCGGAAUUGCCGGAACUUGCGCCACCGAAAUUGCCCUCCAAAGCAACCCGUGAAGUAGCCACACACAAUGAGGAAUCAGAAGAAUCUGAAGAGGCAGACGAGUCCACCGCCACGUCCACAGAAGAAGAGUCGACAAGCGAGAGCAGUACCUCAUCGUCAAGAGAGACGGUCCUUGAGAAUAAAUUCUUCAACGGCGCAUGGGGAGAAGCCAUCAACCGGGAAAGACGACAUUGUCGAAUGGCUAAAGAAGGCAAGGUUCUUCCCAAAAAGGCGGAACCUCCGAAGCCGAAGCUCCCCUCUAAAGCAACCCGCGAAGCGGCCACACAGUUUGAGAAGGCGGAAGUCUCGUCCGAAUCUUCAACGACCUCUGAAACAGCAUCUGAGAGCAGUGAGGAAUCAGAAGAAUCUGAAGAGGCAGACGAGUCCACCGCCACGUCUACAGAAGAAGAGUCGGCAAGCGAGAGCAGUACCUCAUCGUCAAGAGAGACGGUCCUGAGAAUAAAUUCUUCAACGGCGCAGGGGGAGAAGCCAUCAACCGAGAAAGACGACAUGGUCCAAGAGAUCGCCGAAGAACCUCCAAAAGCUCUCUCGCCAACCAGCCUCUACCUCAAACAGCUUCGUGAGAAGAUUCUCAAAGAACGAAUGGAGAAAAUUUAG